Molecule: messenger RNA, 693 nt
Organism: Cantharellus anzutake
Lineage: Eukaryota; Fungi; Basidiomycota; Agaricomycetes; Cantharellales; Hydnaceae
Exons: 4
Coding region: 1-693 (230 amino acids)
Source: RefSeq, a predicted model, not a curated record
AUGUUAAGCACUUUUGACACGAUCCUCAUUAUCGAUGAUUCAACAUCAGAUCCUCUGAAUCCACAUAGCGAGGAUCGCUGGAAUAUGGCGAAGGAGGCACUUUCCGGGCUUUUCGAAAUCGCAUCCCGAUACGAUACCGAUGGGGUUGAUAUUCAUUUCCUCAACUCCAAGAAGGUCGGGAAAAAUGUUCGAGGUGCGAGAGAAGUGCAUCGACUCUUCGACACGGUAAAACCAAGGGGAAUCACUCCUAUCGGACAAAAGCUCGAGAAACUCUUGCUUUCGUACCUUGCGCAAAUCGAGAGGGCUCACGAUGAGGACCGGAGACUUCUUUCUGAAGGGAAAGAAGGUCAUAACUUAGAAGCGAUCAAACCCGUGAACUUCAUUGUCUUGACAGAUGGAGCUGCCACGGAUGACCCUGAGUCAGUUAUUGUUAGCGCCGCUAGGCGUCUUGAUGCUCGAAACUUCCCUCUGUCGCAAGUUGGAAUCCAAUUCGUCCAGAUUGGGUCCGAUCGCUCUGCGACACGCUUCCUACAAGAAUUGGAUGACGAGCUCACUACCACUCAUCAUAUUCGAGACAUGGUUGAUACCACCCCAUAUUCACCCAAGAACGGGCAGCUAUCAACGCGCGACAUUAUUAAAAUCCUGGUCGGCGGUAUCAACCGCCGUAUUGACAAGAAAGGAGUACCACAGUGA